CCAACGGGCUCGAAAGCAGCAUUUUUCCCUGAAGGGGAGGGAGCUGCACAGCUCUUUGGCAGACAGAGCUGCCUUCACUGUCUUCUCACCUCUUUGAAGGCGGCGCACAUGAAGGCCUCUCAGCACUUUGGCAGACAUGGUUUUGACCAUGACAAGAUUGCCGCAGUGCUGAGCAGUGGCAAGAAGGAAGAAGUGCUGCCAGUGUUGAGAGCUCUGAUCUCGGCUGGCAAAGCUACCAUUGGAUCACUCCAGGUUGUGGAUCGCAUUGGCCGCUUGCUGAGGGACCGGGACCCGGAUGUGGCCUCCACGGCAGCUGAGCUUCUAAUAGCAGCGGAUGCAGCGGGGCGAUACGAGGAGGCCUUGAUCCUGAUGCUGCAGCGGCGGGAGGAUGCUUGUGUCAUGGCGGCCUUGUCAGCCUUCUCCAAGCUGGGCUCCAAGAUCAGCCCAUCCCGCAAGGAUUUGGUGGUCCACCACAUUGCGACUUGCUUGUCUGGCAGCCGCCAGGUGCAUUGCCGCGCCUUGCGCACCUUGGGAGAGCUUCGGGCCACCCGGCAAGCCUUGGACAUCCAGAAUCGUUUGGAGAACCAGAAGGCACUGUUUCGCACAAAGCCUGCAGAAGAGGUGCGGCAGCUCCAAGAUGGUGCCCAGGAGCAAGAAGUGGCGAAGUUGAGGGAGCAGAUGAUGCACCUCGCAUCUCAUUGCUCUGAGUUGGCAAAGGCCAGAGGGGAUGCCUCUCGCUUGGCCGAAGGCUUGAAAGAAGUUCAGGAAGCUCUUGCUGAGUCAGAAAGGAGUGCAGACCAGCAGGACAAGCCGGAAGUGACGAAGUUGAGGGAGCAGAUGAUGCACUUGACUUCCGACUUGGCCAAGGCCACAGGAGAUGCUUCCCGCCUAGCUGAGGAGCUGAAGGAAGCGCAGCAGGCUCUUGCAGAGUCGGAAAGGAGUGCAGACCAGCAGGCGCAGCAGUUCCUGCAGAAGGAAUGGUGCUGGAAGAAUGAGACUGCGAAAUUAGAGGAAGCAGAAAGCUUUGCAGAAGCAGCUGCACAAGAGAAGGACGUGUUGCGCAUGGAGCUUGCAGAGAAAGUAAGACAGCUACAAGAACGUGCUCAGGAGGAGCAGGAAGUGGCGAAGUUGAGGGAGCAGAUGAUGCACCUCGCGUCCCAUUGUUCUGACUUGGCAGGGAAUGCCUCUCGCUCGGCCGCAGACUUGAAGGAAGCGCAGGAAGCUCUUGCUGAGUCAGAAAGGAGCGCAGACCAGCAGGCGCAGCAGUUUCUGCAGAAGGAAUGGUGCUGGAAGAACGAGACUGCGAAAUUAGAGAAAGCAGAAGAGUUUGCAGAAGCAGCUGCACAAGAGAAGGUCGUGUUGCGCACAGAGCUGGCAGAAAAAGUGAGGCAGCUACAAGAAGCUCAGGGCAAGCGGGAAGUGACAAAGUUGCGGGAGCAGAUGACGCACUUGACUUCCGAUGCUCCCCACAUGGCUGAGCUUGCAGAAGCAGCUGCGCAAGAGAAGGCCGUGUUGCGCACAGAGCUGGCAGAAAAAGUGAGGCAGCUACAAGAAGCUCAGGCGCAGCAGUUCCUGCAGAAGGAAUGGUGCUGGAAGAACGAGACUGCGAAAUUAGAGGAAGCAGAAAGCUUUGCAGAAGCAGCUGCGCAAGAAAAGGCCAUGUUGCGCACAGAGCUUGCAGAAAAGGAGGAACGUCUACAAAAAGAGUUGCCGGAAGCACAACAGGUUUUUGCUCAAUCUGAGGCAGCACAAAGGCUUGCGGAAGCAGCUGCGAAAGAGAAGGCCGUGUUGCGCACAGCACUCGAAGAAAAGGAGAAACGGCUACAAAAAGCAGCUCAGGAGUUGACGGAAGCACAACAGUCCGAGAAGCGUGCAGAGCAAGAGAAGGCCGUGCUGCGCACAGCACUCGAAGAAAAGGAGAAACGCCUACAAAAAGCAGCUCAGGAGUUGACGGAAGCACAACAGUCCGAGAAGCGUGCAGAGCAAGAGAUGGCAAAGUUGGAGGAAGCACAAAGGCUUGCGGAAGCAGCUGCACAAGAGAAGGCCGUGCUGCGAACAGCACUCGAAGAAAAGGAGAAACGCCUACAAAAAGCAGCUCAGGAGUUGACGGAAGCUCAACAGUCCGGGAAGCGUGCAGAGCAAGAGAUGGCAAAGUUGGAGGAAGCACAAAGGCUUGCGGAAGCAGCUGCGCAAGAGAAGGCCGUGCUGCGAACAGCACUCGAAGAAAAGGAGAAACGCCUACAAAAAGCAGCUCAGGAGUUGACGGAAGCACAACAGUCCGAGAAGCGUGCAGAGGAAGAGAUGGCAAAGUUGGAGGAAGCACAAAGGCUUGCGGAAGCAGCUGCGCAAGAGAAGGAAAGGGCUCCAAGUGAGAAGGCAAAGGAAGGCUCUGACAGCUCAACUGCAGAUAUGGAGCGUGGCCCGUGGGACUCUCCACGAACGCUGGACUCAUGCACGAGUGAGGGAUCGCCGAAGGAGGUUGGGCCAGGCGGCUCUUUUCACAGCGCUGGUGGGAAACAGCCCGCUGCUCCUGCUGCUUCGGAUGGGUUGACGCCAUCUUCAACCAAGCAGGUCAAUGACGUUUCUGAUUUGGCAUCUUUGUCAACAUUGUCCACCUCGCCGCCUGCCAUGAACAAGGAUCUGCACCAGGUAUCGCUUGGUCAAGAUGGUGGUGAAGCCCGAGUCGUCGUGUCUUGCCCGGAGGCGCACUAUGACAAGGUCCAAAAGAUUUGCAUGGAGCUGGACAUUGUUCAGGCUUUUGGCAGAAAGGGUGACUAUGUUGAUGACCUAGAUGGUGAUGAAUGGUUUGGCAAGUGGCAAUCUCGAGUUGUGGCUUCUGCUACUACCGCCCUACAGACAAGGAAAUGCAAAAAUGCCGAGCUCUUUUGCAUCGCAGGUGGCAAGCAUUGCCACAAAGAGGUUGGGAAUCAACCCAUGCUGAUUGAAGCUAUCGAAAAGGCUAUGAAGGAAUCGAAGUUACCAGCCGUGAAAAUCAGGUUUUCAUGGAUGAAGGUGGAGCAGUUCGAAGAGCACAUCCGAAAGUUGGCGGAAGAGGAGAUCCAAAAGGAUGCAAAGCUUCGAAAGAGAAAGCUGCUCGAUCUUCUUGAGGAAGACCCUCAGGCCGCCGAGCUGUUUGCAAAGCUCACCGACUAUGUGGAACUUGAUGAGAAGUCCAAGCGCUUGGUGAUCAUAGGCGACACAGGAGCUGGGAAAAGCACUUUCUGCGGUUUGUUGGAUGGCUCUCUGCAGAAGUUGAAGAAGGGCGUUGACGACAAGGGCAUGCCAUUGUGGGAGUGGGAGUCCAACUUUAAGCUUGGCCACAAAGCCAGCUCAGAGACCGACCAGCCCCAGUUGCGCAAGUGCUAUGCCUUUGGCCAAGACGGAGAGGACCCCGUCCCACUCCUUCUCAUGGACACACCUGGUUUGGAAGAUAGCAGAGGCAAGAAGAAAGACGACGAUCACAUGGCCGAGGUGGCCAAGUGGGUCAAUGGCCUUCGGUACAUUCAUGGAAUUGUGAUUCUCCUCAAGAACGAUACUCGUAUCUCGCGCGGCCUUCGGAACAACCUCGAAUUCUUCCAAUCGAUUUUUGGGACUGACAUGUGGGUCCACGCCACCGUGGUUGUGAACAGGUGGCCCCAGGAUUCAAGAUCAAGGAAGAAGCGUGCAGAAGGAGGUCUUCAGUCAACUGCACAAUUUGAAGAAGAGUUUCGUGGUGUCCUCCAGAAACCGCGUCCCAAAGAUGCCACAGGCGAUGAUUGUGGAGUUGGCUUGGCGGAAGACAAAGCCCGGAGGCUUCCUUUCUACUUUGUGGACACUUUGUAUGACAGAGGCGAAGAGGACGAAAAAAGCAGUAUGCGCAACGAACUCGACAACAUAAGAAGGUGGGCGCUAAGUCUUCAAGAAUGGUUUGUCCAAGCUACGACGCAAUCUCCUGAGCUGAAGAACCUGAUCCAUGUGGUGGAGUCAACAAACCAAGCUGCAGAUCUGGAGACUGCUUUGGAGAAAGCAUUGGGCGUUGAUCCCAGGCCGGCAGAUGUGACACGAAAGAAGGUGGAAGCUGUAAGGAAAGAGAUAGAAGUGAGAUCAACGGCAGACAGGGUAGAUGAGGCAGAAAAGGCGCUUCACAAGUUCGAGGAAACAGGCAACAGGGAGGACGCCCAAACAUUUGUCCAGAAAUUCGGUGCGCUGAAUUCCAAGCAAGCUGCCGCAGUAUCAUCAACCAAGAUGUCUCGGUUGAAUCCUGCCUUCGAAGUCUUGGAAAAAGCCUUGGAAGGAAAGAAAUCAGAGACAGAGACAGCCACUCUUGAAGUGUCGCCGCAAUUUCAUCAACACGCGCAAAGACUCAUUAAGGAGAGAAACGAAGCCUUGACGCAACUGGAUGAAGCGGUCAGAGAAAGCUCGACGGAGAAGGUUGUUCGUGCACUCGCCAAGUGUGACUCUCUAAGAUUGACGGAUCCAAGCAUCCCAAAAGCAAAGACCUGGUUGGAGGAAACGCAGAGUGCAUUGGGACAGCUUGAGAACGCUCACAAGCAAAAGUCUAUGGAAGCCGUAAAACAAGCCCUUGCCCUUUGCGAAUCUCUUAAUCUGCCAGCGGACAAAUUGCAGAUUGCGAGGACCUGGCUAAAGGCUGAAGCGAAGCAGGUUCUUGACACAGCUGUAGAACAAGCAGAGUCCAUCAAGAAGGUCCGAGAAGCGCUACUUUUUUGCGAAUCAGUUGGUGUCCCGCCGGAUGACCUGCGAAAGGCGCACCAUUGGUUGGAGGAUGAGCAGAAGGUUCAGAGGCUUAUCGAGGAGUUCGAUGAAAAAUAUGGCCUCGGGCUGUCGAAGGAAUUUGAUUCUUUCACAAAAGCAGUGAAGUUGUGGGUCAGAGAGCAUGGAGUCACAGGGACGCUUGGGCACAUGGAGACACGCUUUGAGCGGUUGAAACAAAUAGUGAAUGAGUUUCCAAAGAUGACAGAGGUUUCCAAAAUCAAGGUGUGCACGCUGAUCAAAUCAACCAAGUUGAACCCGCAGAGCACCCGCAAGGAAUGGCAGGAUGUGCUAGAUCCGGCAAGAGAACAUGGCAUGAAUGGAUUGCAGUUGCAAAAACUGCAGACAGAUUAUGAUAACCGUUUGUUCUUUCAUGGUGACAUUGUCACCAUGGAAACCAACAGAUGGGAUGAUCACUACGUCUAUGUCAGUGACGAUCACAACUAUGUUUUUGCAAGAAAGAGAUCCACUCUGGAAGGGUAUGAGCUAACGAAAGCCUCAUGGCGGCUGCAUAUCGACGGUGACCUUCAUAAAUUCGAGAGCAUGAAAUGCAGUGGCCGUUACUUGUGCGCAAUGGACCACGAAACAAACAAGCUUUGGGUGGGGAUCAGCAAAGGCAGCAUUGAGGAAGACCGGUGUCGUUGGAAGCUGGAACCAGAUGGCUCAUACUACGGCUUGUGGAACGAGAGGGGAGACUUCACUCAUGCGCUCACGUUCCACAACCACGAACCAGGUUUUGGGCGGCCAUAUUGCGCGAGGAUACCCCGCAUUGGAGGAUGGGAGAAAGUCUACAUCCGAAGAGUUUGAAGACUCUGAUUACUUCUGAAGAAGAUAUGUUAAUUCAGAAACGACGGUGAAUCGACGUCGCUUGCGGCUUGGCGAAAUCUUUUGGGAUUUUAGCCCGGUGGCUUGCCCUUUUCAUGUUUUGUUGUUGCCAAAGGCAUUUGCUAUAAUAUGUACACAGUCUCCUUGACUGAAGACAGCGCAGGGCCAAGAGCCAAGAAUCUUAUGCUCGGACUUCCCUGUAUCAUGACAAUGCCACAGUUUUAUGACUGGUGCUUCUGAGCUCAGCAUGCUGCCUUGUUUGACGGGAAUGCAGAAGAAAUCCAAAGAUGUCCAGAGGAUACAAAAGUUCAAGAAAACCAGGUGUGCCUGUCCUAUUUGCUGAAAUGUUUUUUUUCCCAAGAUGCUUUGCCUUUAGCCUUCCAAAGUCAGGCUGAGACCAAUCAUUUUGAGCAAGGGGGUUGCCACUGUGGAUUCACAUGCCCUUUGCGUGUGAGAGAUUUGUAUCAUCAGUGGAUCGAGCGCAUGCAGG
Molecule: messenger RNA, 6064 nt
Organism: Durusdinium trenchii
Lineage: Eukaryota; Dinophyceae; Suessiales; Symbiodiniaceae
Source: the annotation of a GenBank genome assembly